This is a messenger RNA of Melospiza melodia melodia, 1372 nucleotides long. RefSeq names its product vasodilator stimulated phosphoprotein (gene VASP). Gene Ontology annotation, biological process: axon guidance; positive regulation of actin filament polymerization; neural tube closure. Gene Ontology annotation, molecular function: profilin binding; SH3 domain binding. The record is from RefSeq and is a predicted model, not a curated record. NCBI's taxonomy places the organism in Eukaryota, Metazoa, Chordata, Aves, Passeriformes, Passerellidae.
AUGCCCGUGGGGGGCGGGGCCUCUCGCCGGGACCGGCGGGUCCGGCCCCCCCCCCCCCCCCCCCCUCCGCCGCCACCGGAAGGGCCCGGAGCGGGCGCGGGCGCCGGCAUGAGCGAGCGUGCCCUGUGCACGGCCAGGGCCGUGGUGCUGCUCUAUGACGAGGCGCAGAAGCUCUGGGUGCCCGCGGGGGGGGGUCCCGGCGCCCCCAGCUGUGUCCAGCUGUUCCACCAGCCCGGCUCGCUCGCCUUCCGCAUCGUGGGGCGGCGCCCCCCGCCCGAGCAGCAGGUGGUGCUGAACUGCCCCCUGUCGCGGGGGCUGCGCUACAGCCAGGCCACCCCCCAGUUCCACCAGUGGCGCGAGGGGCGCCGGGUCUGGGGGCUCAGCUUCGGCGCCCCCCCCGAGGCCGCCCAGUUCGCCGCCGCCGUGCUGAGGGCGCUGCAGGCCAUCGAGCAGGGGACCCCCCUGGCCUGGCCGGACCCCGAUGGCUCCGCCCCCCCUGAGCCCCCCGACAGGCCGGUGAUGGACGAGCCCGAGCGGCGCGGGUCAGGUGAGGGGGGCGGGGCUUCAGCGACCCCCGGCCGCCCCUCCCCCCCCCGCCCCCCCGGGCCCCCGCCCCCCCCGGGGCCCCCUCCCCCCCCCGGGCCCCCUCCCCCACCCUCGGGGGUCCCCCCGGCCCCGCCCCUGCCGGGCGUGGGGGGAGGGGCGGGCCCGGAGGGGGGGGGAGGGGCCGGGGGGGUCCCCGGGGGGGUCUCGGGGUUCGCGGCCGCCAUCGCGGGGGCCAAGCUCAGGAAAGUGCCCAAGGACGAGCCCCCGAGCGGGGGCGUGGCCGGGGCUGGGGGCGGGGCCGCCCCCUCGGCCCCUCCCCCAAAAUCGGGGGCGGGGCUGAUGGAGGAGAUGAGCGCCAUGCUGGCCCGCAGGAGAAAAGCCGCGGAAUCGCCCAAAAGGGACGAUGACGUCACCGCCGAAGAGGCGGAGCCCGGCGAGAGGAGGGCGGGGCCGGCGGCGGGUGAGCGCGCGGACUCCGUUCCCCAGCAUGCACCGCGGGGGGGGCGCGCGGCGGGGCACGAGCUCGUCCCGAGGCCGUGGCAAAAGUCCAGCUCCACCUUGCCCAGGAUGAAAUCGGCCACUCCAGCCACCCCCGAGCCCCACAAUGAGCUGGACCUGGAGCGGUUCAAACUGGAGCUGCUGGAGGAGUUUCGGAAGGAGCUGCACAAAAUGAAGGAGGAGCUCAUCCAAGCGCUGCUGACGGAGCUGAGGAAGCCGAACCGGCCCUGACCCCGCCCCCCCCCGCCAGGCCACGCCCACAAUUUUGGGGAGGGUGGGGGAGGGGUCGGACACACCCCCCCCCAGCCCCUCCCCCACCCCAUCUCAC